AUGGCAAGCAACGAUGGGAAGAGCUUCCCCCCAAGGAAGUGGCACAGAAGAGUACCGUUCCUAUCAGCCAAGCCAAUCCAGCAGAGACUUACAGCGCCAAAGUCCCCUACACCAGGCAAUGUCGAGCAUCAAAAUGAAGACAAGCUUCCUCUACCCGAGCUUCAGGCAAAUUGGCUGUCAAUUUUGACCUUCAAUUGGCUAGGUCGCCUUUUGCGAACGGGCUAUACAAGACCUCUUCAAGCAGAUGAUCUGUAUGACAUGCCCAGCAACAGGUUGGCAGAAGACCAUGCAAAUCGCCUCGAAGAAGCAUGGGCUGCAAGACUUGCUACAAAUCGAGGACGAAAGCCUGUUAUUUCAUCAAACCCGUUCUCAUGGAGACCAUUCUGGGCAAGACAUACAACUGAUACAACUGUCUUGACCUUGGCUCUCAAUGAUGUAUGCUUCAAAUGGUUCUGGCUUGGCGGAGUCUUCAAGUUAGCUGGAGACUUGUCGCAAAUUCUAUCGCCUCUUCUCAUCAGAUUCCUUAUCGCCACAUUAUCCGACUCAUCGCAACAAGGUCUUCGUUCAGGCUUUGGCUACGUCGUCGGACUCUUCCUGCUUCUAGUCUUCUCAGUCACCUCAAAUGUUCAUGGCUUCUAUCGCUCUUACACGACCGGUGUCUUGCUCCGUGGUGCGUUGAUGCACGUCAUUUAUCGAAGAGCCACGACACAACUCAGCGAAAAGGCCAAGCUCAAACAUGGUCUCGGUACUGGAAAGCUCAUGAGUCUCAUCAGUGCUGAUGUGACACGAGUUGACUUUUGCUGUGGCUACUUCCACGUCGCAUGGACAAGUAUCUUCCAGAUGCUGCUAUGCUUCGCUUUGACCGUGUGGACAAUGGGGUACAGCGCUCUGCCGGGAUUCGGUCUGCUUGCGUUAUUGUACCCUCUUCAGUCUUUUAUGAUGGGCCGCUUACUUCGACUGCGACGGGGCAGCAUGCCUUUCACUGACGCCAGAGUCAAAGCUGUUGUUGAAGCCGUUGCCGCUAUUCGCCUCGUCAAGACGAACGCUUACGAGGAGAGCUUACUUUCUAAGAUUGGAAAGUUGAGGUCUGACGAAGUCGUGUAUAUUCGCAAGAGAAUGCUUCUCAGGGCUCUCAACACUGCGGUCUCUUACACGGCACCGACUCUUGCCUCGGUCGUCAGCAUUGUUUGCUAUGGAGCGACCAGUAAGAAUGGCAUGGACGCAGGCGUUGUCUUUUCCGCGCUUGCACUGUUCAUGUUGUUGAGAACGCCUCUACAAGCUCUUCCAACAGCUCUGUCGGCUAUUGCAGAUGCUCGGGCUGCACUGGAGCGACUGGCGUUGUUUAUGCUCGCUUCUGACGUGGACCCAACUUCCCCUUCAUCCAGUCCUCAAACCAACUUUGGCUACUCUGCAGAGGAAAAGCAAGCGUCUGAUAUCGUGAUCCAGGUAGAGGACGCCACUUUUGCUUAUCACGAUGACGCGCAGCUUCUGGCAGCAGAAGAUGAGAGGGAUGCCCUACAGGAACAGUCAGAGAGCAAAGCGACUAGUCAGAGCCAGAGACUGUGGCUCAACUCGUUGCUGGUGAAACGCAAUCAGUUGGUCUGCAUCGUUGGAGCGGUUGCAUCAGGCAAGACCUCGGUCUUGAAGGCACUCCUCGGAGACAUGCAUCUCAUUCAAGCACGCUCCUAUCAGCUCAGCCUAACGACUUCCUCCUCUCAGAUUGCCCUAGCUCCACAAACUGCAUGGCUUCUCAGUGAAACGGUGCGAGAGAACAUCAUCUUCGGUAGACCUCUCGAUCUCGCGUGGUAUGAUGAGGUUCUCACACGCUGCUGUCUUCAUCAAGACAUGAAGGCUUUGCCCGACGGUGACAUGACCGUCGUCGGAGAGAAUGGUGUUUCGCUCUCCGGCGGUCAGAAGCAACGCAUCAGUCUUGCGAGAGCUAUCUAUGGCAGAAGUCCACUCCUCUUCCUUGACGACUGUUUCUCCGCUCUGGACGCUCACGUUGGUGCUCGUGUUUUCGACAUGGUCGUCAAUCAGGCACGUCGCAAUAACGAGGGCACCAUUGUGCUGGUUACACACUCUAUUCCGUUCGCUAGACAGGCUGAUCAUAUCGUCUACAUGGAAAAGGGUCGCAUCGCCGAGCAGGGCUCAUUUGAGCAGUUGUCUGGUCGGAACGGAGCCUUUUCCCAGUUCGCAGGGUCCUCAACGCUGGUCUUGGACUCGGACUCAGACUCCGAAACAGCAGGGAGUGGUGAUUCUGAGAAGGCUGUACCUGAAGAAUCCAGCACCAAGGACUUACCGGCUGAUGCAGCCAAGUCUGAUCCUAAGGACAAGCAGGCAACCCAGACUCGCGGCAAAGAGGUGAUGCAGACUGAAGAAAGAGUCGUCGGCUCAGUCAGUGGCCGAACAUACAUCCGCUACGCACAAUUCGGCAACGCCUGGCUCACAGUCCCUCUUCUUAUUCUCUCCAUUUCGAUCUACCAAGGAACCAGCGUCGUCUCACCGCUCUGGCUUAGCUGGUGGCAGAAGAACCAAUACACCACCAUAUCCGAGGAUGCAUACAUGGGAGGAUACGCCGCUUUUGGAGCUGGGCAGUCUCUUGGUCUGUUCUGCAUGAGUGCCACCUUUGCUCUGUUUUGCUUCUGGUGCUCUAACAAGCUUCACCAUGCAUCAAUGUCCAAGGUUCUUCUUGCGCCUGUAGCUUUCUUCGAUACAACACCUCAAGGUCGUAUCACACAUCGGUUCAGCAAGGAUGUUGAUGCAGUGGACAACGUGGUUGGUGAAACUCUGCGACUCUUCAUCUCGACCUUUGUCCAGGUCUUGGGAACAAUCAUCGUCGUCAGCAUCAUUGUACCAGCUUUUCUAGCAAUCGCAGCCGUUCUGCUGCUCAUCUAUACCUGGACGGGCAUGUACUACCGCCCAUCUUCACGAGAACUUCGUCGACUUAAUAACCUGCUUCGAAGUCGCAUCUAUGAGCAUUUCGGAGAGUCACUCUCAGGUCUUCCCACUCUCAAGGCCUUUGGUGCAGUCCCUCGUUUUGUCCAUGAUAACGCGCGCAAGAUCGACACGGAGAACACGGCUUACUGGUUAUCGGUCUCUUGUCAGCGCUGGCUGAACCUUCGUCUAGACCUUUGUGGUGCGACUCUUGUCUUGGCUGCAGGUUUACUGGUUGUUGGACUCCGCGGUACCAUUGAUCCUUCGUCUGGCGGUGUAGUCUUGUCCUACAUAGUCACGGCUCAGGCUGUAUUUGGUAACAUGAUUCGCCAAAGCGCCGAGAUCGAGAACAAUAUGAACUCGGUGGAGAGGAUGCUUCAUUACGCCUACAACAUCGAGCAAGAGCCUGCGCAUCAGAUCGACAACGUUGACAAGGAACUUAAGUCCCGCCAAUGGCCGCAUGCUGGUCAUGUUCAGUUUCAGUCUUUCACCCUCAGCCAUCGUCCUGGACUUGAGCCUGCACUGAAGGAUGUCAACCUGGAUAUCAAGGCUGGUGAAAAGGUCGGCAUUGUCGGCCGUACUGGUGCUGGCAAGACUACCUUAAUAUCUGCAUUGCUACGAAUCACCGAACCUACGAGUGGCCGAAUCCUCAUCGAUGGAGUCGACAUUCACACGGUUGGCCUUCACCUCCUCCGAUCAAGCCUCUCCGUCAUCAGCCAAGAUGCUGUUCUUCUAGCUGGUACCAUCCGCUACAACCUCGAUCCUUUUCAACAAUACGAAGACGAGUGGCUGCAACAAUGCCUGGACCGCCACGAGUCCGAGUCCGGCAGUGAGGGAUCAAGUCUGAACUUAGACUCAGAAGUCAAAGAGAACGGCUCCAACAUCUCCCAAGGACAAAGGUCUCUCAUAUCUAUUGCAAGAGCGCUCGUUCGGAAGUCCAAGAUUGUGAUUCUGGACGAGGCAACGGCUUCUAUUGAUGGCAGAGCAGACGCGAAGCUUCAAGCCAUGCUGAACGAGGUCGUUGGGGAUGCAACUGUUCUUACUGUGGCUCAUCGACUGGAUACGAUUGUUGCUACGUGUGAUAAGGUGGUCGUGAUGGAUAGCGGCAGAGUAGUUGAGUUUGACACUAUUUCGGAAUUGUAUGCCAGACCAGGCAGCGUGUUUAGAUCUUUGUGCGAUGCAGCAAAGAUUUCCAUUUAGUCACAGCCUUCGCAAGCAAAUAUUUCAGUUCGAGCCCAUAGAUCUUCU
Fusarium redolens is the source of this 4182-nucleotide messenger RNA. Its product is annotated as P-loop containing nucleoside triphosphate hydrolase protein. NCBI's taxonomy places the organism in Eukaryota, Fungi, Ascomycota, Sordariomycetes, Hypocreales, Nectriaceae. Gene Ontology annotation, molecular function: ATP hydrolysis activity; ATP binding; ABC-type transporter activity. The transcript is spliced from 3 exons. Gene Ontology annotation, biological process: transmembrane transport. Bases 1 to 4134 code for a protein of 1377 amino acids. The record is from RefSeq and is a predicted model, not a curated record. Gene Ontology annotation, cellular component: membrane.